CCCCGCGUCGAGCCCCGGGCCGGGCCUGAGCGCGCGGGCUGGGCGCCGCCGCCAUGGCGGAGACCAAAAUCAUCUACCACAUGGACGAGGAGGAGACGCCGUACCUGGUCAAGCUGCCCGUGGCCCCCGAGCGCGUCACGCUGGCGGACUUCAAGAACGUGCUCAGCAACCGGCCUGUGCACGCCUACAAAUUCUUCUUCAAGUCCAUGGACCAGGACUUCGGGGUGGUGAAGGAGGAGAUCUUUGAUGACAACGCCAAGCUGCCCUGCUUCAAUGGCCGCGUGGUUUCCUGGCUGGUCUUGGCCGAGGGUGCUCACUCGGACGCGGGGUCCCAGGGCACUGACAGCCACGCGGACCUGCCCCCGCCUCUCGAGCGGACGGGUGGCAUCGGAGACUCCCGGCCCCCCUCCUUCCACCCAAACGUGGCCAGCAGCCGUGAUGGGAUGGACAAUGAGACUGGCACGGAGUCCAUUGUUAGCCACCGGCGGGAGCGAGCCCGACGCCGGAACCGUGAGGAAGCCGCCCGGACCAAUGGGCACCCGAGGGGGGACCGGCGGCGGGACCUGGGGCUGCCCCCCGACAGCGCGUCCACCCUGCUGAGCAGUGAGCUUGAGUCCAGCAGCUUUGUCGACUCUGAUGAGGACGAUGAUACCAGCAGGCUGAGCAGCUCCACGGAGCAGAGCACCUCGUCCCGGCUCAUCCGGAAGCACAAGCGCCGCCGGCGGAAGCAGCGCCUGCGGCAGACGGACAGGGCCUCCUCCUUCAGCAGCAUCACCGACUCCACCAUGUCCCUGAACAUCGUCACCGUCACGCUCAACAUGGAGCGGCACCACUUCCUGGGCAUCAGCAUCGUGGGCCAGAGCAACGACCGGGGUGACGGUGGCAUCUACAUCGGCUCCAUCAUGAAGGGCGGGGCCGUGGCCGCUGACGGCCGCAUCGAGCCAGGCGACAUGCUGCUGCAGGUAAACGACGUCAACUUUGAGAACAUGAGCAACGAUGACGCCGUGCGGGUGCUGCGGGAGAUCGUGUCCCAGACGGGGCCCAUCAGCCUCACGGUGGCCAAGUGCUGGGACCCGACUCCCCGGAGCUACUUCACCAUUCCGAGGGCCGACCCAGUGCGGCCCAUCGACCCGGCCGCCUGGCUGUCCCACACGGCGGCGCUGACGGGAGCCCUGCCCCGCUACGGUACGAGCCCCUGCUCCAGCGCCAUCACGCGCACCAGCUCCUCUUCACUAACCAGCUCGGUGCCUGGCGCUCCACAGCUGGAGGAGGCCCCGCUGACCGUGAAGAGUGACAUGGGCGCCGUCGUCCGGGUCAUGCAGCUGCCGGAUUCGGGACUGGAGAUCCGCGACCGCAUGUGGCUCAAGAUCACCAUUGCCAAUGCCGUCAUCGGGGCGGACGUGGUGGACUGGCUGUACACGCAUGUGGAGGGCUUCAGGGAGCGGCGGGAGGCGCGGAAGUACGCCAGCAGCAUGCUGAAGCGCGGCUUCCUGCGGCACACGGUCAACAAGAUCACCUUUUCCGAGCAGUGCUACUACGUCUUCGGGGACCUGUGCAGCAAUCUCGCGGCCCUGAACCUCAACAGCGGCUCCAGUGGAGCCUCGGACCAGGACACACUGGCCCCGCUGCCCCACCCGGCUGCGCCCUGGCCCCUGGGUCAGGGCUACCCCUACCAGUACCCGGGGCCCCCACCCUGCUUCCCACCUGCGUACCAGGACCCCGGCUUUAGCUAUGGCAGCGGCAGCACCGGGAGUCAGCAGAGCGAAGGGAGCAAAAGCAGUGGGUCCACCCGGAGCAGCCGUCGCCCGGGCCGCGAGAAGGAGUGCCGGGCGGCUGGAGCCGGGGGCAGCGGCAGUGAAUCGGACCACACGGCGCCAAGCGGGGUGGGCGGCAGCGGCUGGCGGGAGCGUCCGGCCAGCCAGCUCAGCCGCGGCAGCAGCCCGCGCAGUCAGGCCUCGGCCACCGCCCCAGGCCUUCCUCCGCUGCACCCCCUGACAAAGGCCUAUGCAGUGGUGGGUGGGCCGCCGGGGGGGCCCCCUGUCCGGGAGCUGGCCGCUGUGCCCCCGGAGUUGACAGGUAGCCGGCAGUCCUUCCAGAAGGCCAUGGGGAACCCCUGUGAGUUCUUCGUGGACAUCAUGUGACCGAUGGCGGGGCUGGAGGUCGUGCUGCACUGGCGUGCGUGUGAGCGGCUUAGUGGUCUGGCCGCCGGGACAGGCUGUGGGCGCUGGGCUGAGGGCACCCGGACCCCUGCAGUCUACACCUGGCAGCCCACCUUCUUCUGGGGUACCCUGGCAGUGGAGCAGGUUGCGUCUAUGCAGACUUGCACGGGGGAGACCCCGUCUCUGUCCUCAGCAGGUCUUAUCUGGCCACUCAGCGUGAGCCUCAGGGACCCCCGGCCCCCGUCUGGAGCUGACCCACCAGGGUGAAGAAGACCCUCUUGGGCUCCAUGCUGAUGUCCCCCCUCCCGCAGAGCUGGGCUCCAGCCCAGCGCCCCCUGCUCACCGAGGUCACGGACCUGCCCAUCUGGCCCCAGGCCCAGGGGGUGGAACUGGAGCCCCCAGGACCCUCUGGCUGCCUGCAGUAGGGAUCUAAUUUAUUUAUUUAUUGCCUGGCUGGUGUGCUCUGGGGGAGGCGGCGGCCCUGCCCUACCCAGUGGGAGGUCUGCAUGUCCUGGGCCAAGUGUGUGGACGGUUGGGCGGAGGCAGGGCAGGCUGUGCCGUCCCCCACUGUGUGUCAGCCAGGGCAGGAGGGGACAGGACCCCCAGGGUCAGGCACCGCUGUGCACAGCUGCUGCUGGGGUGGGGUCUCGGGGAGAUGGGAGGUCAGCCGGCCCACCCUCAGCGUCCUUGUGACCGUGUGCCCGCAUGCGCCACGCCUUCCUGGCGUUUCCGGCCCACGCCUGCGCUGUAGAUAUUGUAUCAAAGUCCCAGCGUCUGCGUAGUUAACAUAGCUGCUUCUGUGUAAAUGCUGCUUCUGUAUAAAUGCUAUUUUAAACAC
Propithecus coquereli (Coquerel's sifaka) is the source of this 2997-nucleotide messenger RNA. It is a transcript of the gene DVL1, whose product is annotated as dishevelled segment polarity protein 1. Gene Ontology annotation, molecular function: frizzled binding. The transcript is spliced from 15 exons. Bases 54 to 2141 code for a protein of 695 amino acids. Gene Ontology annotation, cellular component: cytosol. Gene Ontology annotation, biological process: canonical Wnt signaling pathway; intracellular signal transduction. NCBI's taxonomy places the organism in Eukaryota, Metazoa, Chordata, Mammalia, Primates, Indriidae. The record is from RefSeq and is a predicted model, not a curated record.